Messenger RNA from Coccinella septempunctata (seven-spotted ladybird), 833 nucleotides. RefSeq lists its product as uncharacterized. The record is from RefSeq and is a predicted model, not a curated record. Lineage: Eukaryota; Metazoa; Arthropoda; Insecta; Coleoptera; Coccinellidae. The transcript has 4 exons. The coding region runs from base 62 to 715 and encodes 217 amino acids.
AGGCAAAUUAUCAUUAACAGCAUUUGGUUCAAGAAAUUUGUGAAUAUUUUUGAAAUUCGAAAUGUCGAAAGGCUUCAGAAACAUUAUUUUACUCAUUUGUGCAGUAUCCUUGAGGGAGGUUUUGGGGCAUGGGAUGAUGCUUGAACCCCCAAACAGGAGUUCUUUAUGGAAAUAUUACACAAUUGACAACGACAAAGUUGUACCUAACUACAACGAUAACCAGAACUUCUGUGGAGGAUAUUCGACACAAUGGGACACUUUCGACGGAAAAUGUGGCGUGUGUGGUGACCCUUACGAUGCAGCCCACCCCCAGGACAAUGAGAAUACCGGAUUGUAUGGGAAGUUUGGUCCUGUAAGAACUUACAAGAUGGGAGAAGUUGUUAAUGUAACUAUUCUUCUCACAUCUAACCACAAAGGUCAUUUCACAUACAGCAUUUGUGUACUGGACGAUCCCACCAAACCAGAAAGCGGGGAAGAUUGUUUCCAGGCAUUGAAAUUGGAAAAUGGAAGUCCUAGAUACGGCGUUUCCUCAACCGACCAAUACGUUUACAACAUGGUGAAACUACCUGAAGAUUUAACCUGUGAAAGAUGUGUCUUGAGAUGGCAUUAUACAGCUGGAAACAACUGGGGCUGGUGCACCUCUACUGUCGGUGCCCUUGGAUGUGGACCACAAGAAACCUUCAGAUCUUGCUCAGAUAUAAAAAUCGAGAAAUAAGAUAUAAAUGCUACAGGUUAAGUUGGAUGGACAAUGCCAAACGAAAUUAAAAAAGGUUCUUAGACAAUAUACAGUAUUAUAUAAUUGAAUUAGAAUAUUAAUAAAUUAUAUUUUUCGA